AUGCAACAUCAUUUUUCUUCCAAUCUUGUAUUUUACUGGACCGGCAUCGUGGCGUUAAUCUUCCAAGCAUGGCUCACCUUUGCGUCUCAUAGCACAGUCCGAAACCUCGGUUAUGAAAUCUUCAAAAUGACGCAUUUCUUUGCUGCUGUUUUAUUUAUGUUGACAUUCUUUUGGCACUGCGGCUUUAGGCUCAGCUCAUGGGACUAUUUUAUUGCGACAGCAGCUGUAUAUAUUCCCUGUUAUGUCUAUCCCUGGCUUCGAACUUGCGUUGAGUACGGCGUCGGCCAGAAAGCUCAGCUUUUUGUGGAAGAUAAUGGCUUUAUUCUCAUCACAAUUCCAGUCAAGUUCAACUGGAAACCCGGACAGUAUUGCUUCCUGCGAUUUACAAGCUUUGGUCUACUACACGCUCUCUCGUCUCACCCUUUUACUAUUUGCUCCUUGCCUGCAGUAGCACCGAAUGAGCAAUCUGAACUCGUCUUUUAUAUUCGUCAGGGAAGCGGCCUCACCGCUCAAUUACGGCAGUACGCUCUGGAGCAGCCUGGAAGCUCGGUAACCGUGCUCGUUGAUGGUCCCUAUGGAGGUAUCAAUGAGCAGCAGUAUUAUGAUGGCAGACAUCUCCUUGUCAUUGCAGGUGGCUCAGGCGCAGGCUGGUGUUUUCCCUUCAUCGAGCGAUUUGCUAGGCAACGUUGGAUGUCAGCAGAUGAAGAGCACGGCCAAAUUGUGUCAACCGACGGCAAGGACGGUGUUCCCAGCAAAGCUGUUUCUAAAACCCCCGGCUCUGGGCCGCUGUCGCUGCGUGUCAUCUUGGUCACUCGAGACGUCAGUAGCCGCGCAUGGUUUCUCCGUACCAUCAACGAGCUGCUAUCAAAAUCUUUAGCAAGGGAUUCAUCAUCUCACAUUGACGUACAAGUCUAUCUGACCGGACAGGAUUUACAGAAAGUCAAUUCAACAGAUAUAGCCAUAGAAGGCCCGGCUUCGAAAGAAUCUGCCGUAGUGGUGGACGAUAAAAUCAUUCCGGAAGGACACAAGCUCAUUGCAUCAGAAAAAGAAUUUCAUGGCCGGCCACAGUUAACUCAAAUCAUCCACGAAGAGGCAGCCAUGGUAUUGGAAGCAGGGCAAUCACUCAACGUCUAUGUUUGCGGACCUACCACAAUGCAAAACGAUGUACGCAAUGCUGCCGCCGAAGAAAACCUAAACAUUGUUACAGGUUCGAAACACGGCCAAGUCUAUAUUCACUCCGAACAUUUCUCGUGGGCAUGA
Molecule: messenger RNA, 1260 nt
Organism: Trichoderma aggressivum f. europaeum
Lineage: Eukaryota; Fungi; Ascomycota; Sordariomycetes; Hypocreales; Hypocreaceae
Exons: 3
Coding region: 1-1260 (419 amino acids)
Biological process (GO): iron ion transport; intracellular iron ion homeostasis; copper ion import
Cellular component (GO): plasma membrane
Molecular function (GO): ferric-chelate reductase activity
Source: RefSeq, a predicted model, not a curated record